Phasianus colchicus (ring-necked pheasant) is the source of this 3180-nucleotide messenger RNA. The record is from RefSeq and is a predicted model, not a curated record. Lineage: Eukaryota; Metazoa; Chordata; Aves; Galliformes; Phasianidae.
GCUGCGCUGCUUCCCAGCCGCCUUCUCGCUCUUCCUCCUCCAGCCCCGAGGAGCCGUCGGCGUUUGCGCCCCGCACGCCCGGCCGUGCUUGGCAGCGUCGGCUCCUUUCCCCUCCCGGCCCGGCGGGUUCCCCCUGCGGCCGGGGCGGCCGCCGCGCGCUGCCUCACCCGCUGUUGGCGGGCAGCGAAGCGAGUUCCGGCCUCUGCGUUCUACUCCGCAGGGGCUCCUCCUCGGUGGGCUUUUGUUCAGGGCAGCGCUGCGGCCGUGUCAGCCCUGAUAGCGCUUAUCGGCGGCACGCAGCUCCUGCGCUCGUCUUGGCGAAAUGUAUAGAAAUAACGAAAUGACUUCUUACUUUUUACCAGAACUGCAUCCGCUUUUUUUUUUUUUUUUGUUCCUUAAAGCAGUUAAGAGAUGGUUAAGAAAAGUAACGACAGCCUGGAUGCUCAGCCCAGAAGGGCUUUCGUGCUGGAGGAGGCGGGGAAAUGCUGGUUAUUUCAUUUUAAUUACGUCGAAGAGUUCUUAGUGUUUCCAAAACGUGUAUGGUGUUGGAUUUGAACAAGAAUAGAAGUAGAGUGAACUUCACAUUUCUUUGAGUAAGAAGCAAUAAUGCAUCGAAGGCAGGGAAGAGUCAAUGCUGGACUGCUUUUGCUGCUUUACCAGAUUUCUCAAGUUGGACUUCAGAACAUUCCUUCUGUUACCCUCGCAGUGCUCGUACUGAAUGUUUUUUUCUUCCUGAAUCCCGUGAGGCCGCUGCAUGAGGCGUGUAUCAGUGUGAGGGAAGCUUUCUACAGACAGAAUUGGCAGCGUUUACUGCUUUCACCUGUCCACCACGUUGAUGACUGGCAUUUAUAUUAUAACAUGAUUUCCAUGCUUUGGAAGGGAAUAAUGUUGGAAAGGAAACUUGGGAGUGUGUGGUUUGCAUACAUAAUUGCAGUAUUUUCAGUGCUGACUGGAGUUGUCUAUGUGCUGCUGGAACUCAUGCUUGUGAAGAUUCUGAACGAUCCUUCGUAUGAAAUGAGUUGUGCUGUAGGCUUCUCGGGAGUCUUGUUUGCUCUGAAAGUUCUUAACAACCAUUACAACCCAGGAAGAGUUAGCAGUGUCCUUGGAUUGCAGAUAUCCAGCAAGUAUGCUUGUUGGGCGGAGCUGGUGGCAAUUCAUUUCAUUUCCCCUGGGACUUCUUUUGCUGGCCAUCUGGCAGGGAUUCUUGUUGGACUGAUGUACACAAUGGGUCCUCUGAAAAAGAUCAUGAAAGCCUGUGCAGGUGGCUUUUCUUCAUUCACAGACCCUGAUAGGCCAAGGAACUACUACUCAGGUUAUUCAGAGUAUUACAGAUAUCCAGACGAUCAAUACAGAACACCAAGGAACUAUUAUGAUUAUACAGGUGGGCUCAGUGAAGAGGAACAGCUUGAAAGGGCAGUGCUAAACAGUCUGAAUGAAAGAAGUUUUGGUGGAGAAACAUACAAUAAUGAGCGGCGACCCUACGGUUUUUGGUUCCCCCCUGAGCACCGUUCAGAAGAGGAAAUGCGAAGGCAGAGGCUUCGUAGAUUUUGGAGACAAUGACAGUGGUAUGAGAUGAACAACUCUUCUGGGAUUGGGAUGUCAAUUGUCACUUGAAAAGACUGCCAUGAGGACAACGGCUGGAUCGCACGAGUCUAGGCUUAGACUUUUCAUGGAAAGGAAGAUGCAUAAGCCAUACAAGGAAUAGAUUUAGUUGUUAACUUAUACUUUUUUAGAAAUACCUGUCUUCCUUUUUAAGAGGAUUUGGAAAUUAUAUUGAAUUAUAUUGUGCAUAAGCUGUUUAUAGAGCUAUAGAAAUUCAGCUGUUCAACUCUAUAUGUAUCUCAUUUGAGGUCCAGUCAGCAGAGGUAAUAGUUUGCAGACUGGUGGAGGUCUUGCCUUAAUACAGUGAACUUGGAAUUCUUCAUUUUCUAUAACGCAUUCCUGGACUCAAUUCCGGAAUAGCUGACAGCAGAGCUGGGAGCUUGGCUGUCCCUGUGCACAGGUCAUCUAUUCACUGCCCUGCUGGUGGCAUAUCUGUCUGUUCAAAGAUGUUAACUAACAAACCUAAUGCUUUUUUUGAGGAUCGUUCUGAAAAACCAUUCAUUGCCUAGACUUAUUUUUCUUGUUUAUGGGAAAAAAAUCUUCUGAAAGAUACUCCUAUAACUAUUUUAGACCUGAAGAGAUGUGACUGAACAAAAAUGAUUUAAUUUUUGUCUUUUGGCACAGAAUUGUUUGAAACUCUUUAGCACUCACUUAACGUGGUGCUAGGAUGAGCAGUUUAAUGAUUUCUUUUCAGAGAGAUGAUCACCAACCUGUGUUACAUGAAGUCUGUCUCUAUGAAGUUACAGAUCGAGUGUAAAAGAGGAAAAAAAAGUUACGUGGUUUAAAUAGAAUUGAUUAUGUGGUUUAAAUAGAUACCUCCUGCUAUUAAUGUAUGUUGGGGAAGUUUAUAUUUGCUGCAAAACACGUAAGCUGUUCUCCCACUAAUGUGCCAUUCUCUUUCACCUUCCUACCUAUUCCUGGUUGUACGCCCAGCAGCUGCACACUGUUAUACUGGAUAUAAGGUUCAAGGGUCUGAGAUCCCAAAGGCAUGAAUGAACUUUGGAUGUAAUUGUUUAGGUGAUAUAAAAAUGCUGUUGAUAUUAUGCACAGUGUUUUCUGUCAGAUUCUAAAACAAAGGAUAAGUAAUGGUGAAUUAUUGUGUUCUUUGUCUUGGUUUUUUUCCUGAUGUGUGUGCCUUGGUUGUUUUUCAGUAUAUUCAGUAGCUGCAGAAUAAAAAAGCAGAUACUCAUACCUUACUGUAGGCUAACUUUCUGAUAUUUAGUUAAAUAUCAAAAAAAAUGCAUAGUUUGCACAUUUUGCUCAGUGUGUAAUGAUGUGUAAAGGAGGAAGUAGGAGAACUGUUUCCUCAGACAAAAUGUAACACACUGGUCAAAUGCUUGUGCAAUUUACUGUCUAUUAUUUUAAUUAAAAGCACUGCACUUCAGUAGUUAGUUGGAAGAAGUAAAGCAAAAACCAAGAUGAAGAAUGUGAUUACAACCACGUGAGUAACACAGGACGUUCCUCAUGCUUACAUUUUGUUGAAUGUUUGCCAUUAAAUUCUUAAGAAAACCUCUCAGUACUAAUAGCUGUUCAGCUGUUUUCAUUUUUUGUGUAAAAAAAUUGAAAUAAAGUUUGUUU